Mycotypha africana is the source of this 2259-nucleotide messenger RNA. Its product is annotated as translation elongation factor G. Gene Ontology annotation, molecular function: GTPase activity; translation elongation factor activity; GTP binding. The coding region runs from base 1 to 2259 and encodes 752 amino acids. NCBI's taxonomy places the organism in Eukaryota, Fungi, Mucoromycota, Mucoromycetes, Mucorales, Mycotyphaceae. The record is from RefSeq and is a predicted model, not a curated record. Gene Ontology annotation, cellular component: mitochondrion. Gene Ontology annotation, biological process: mitochondrial translational elongation. The transcript is spliced from 3 exons.
AUGCUCUUUGUACGGUCCUUUCUUGGAGCAGCUCCAGGAAGGGUGACACUUAAAGCUGUCACUUCCUCUCUAUUGGAGUUAACACCAAAGCAUACUUUCUCUUUAUUGCCUAUCGCCGCAGGACGUCGUUGGCAAUCUACCGAAGCCGAUGACAAAGAUCUUGAACGUUUGAAAAAACUUCGUAAUAUUGGUAUUUCAGCACAUAUUGACUCUGGUAAAACGACAUGUACAGAACGUAUUCUUUAUUAUACUGGACGUAUCAAAGAAAUUCAUGACGUUCGCGGCCGUGAUGGUGUGGGGGCGAAAAUGGAUUCCAUGGACUUGGAAAGAGAAAAAGGUAUCACUAUUCAAUCUGCCGCAACCUAUGCAAGCUGGGGAGAGAACAACAUCAAUAUUAUUGACACGCCAGGCCACGUCGAUUUUACUAUUGAAGUUGAGCGUGCUUUGCGUGUAUUAGAUGGUGCUGUGCUAAUUUUGUGUUCUGUUGCUGGCGUACAAUCUCAAACAAUCACUGUGGAUCGUCAAAUGCGUCGUUAUAAUGUUCCUCGUAUUUCUUUUAUUAACAAAAUGGAUCGAGCUGGUGCAAAUCCUUUCCGUAUCAUUGAUCAACUCCGACAAAAGCUUAAAUUGACAGCUGCUGCUGUACAGAUUCCCAUUGGCGCAGAAGAUCAAUUUAGAGGUGUUGUGGAUUUGAUUAAAUGGAAGGCUUACUACAACGAAGGCGAGAACGGCGAAAUUUUAACUGAAACGGAUAUCCCUGAAGAAUUAAUGCCAUUGGCUACUGAAAAACGUACUGAAUUAAUUGAACAAUUGGCUAACGUGGACGAUGAAAUUGCGGAUCUUUAUUUGUGUGAAGAAAUACCCACUGCUGAGCAGCUCACUGCUGCUAUUCGUCGCGCUACUAUUGACUUGAAAUUCACUCCUGUAUUGAUGGGUUCUGCAUUCAAAAAUACAGCAGUUCAACACCUCUUAGAUGCUGUCGUUAAGUUCUUACCCAAUCCUACCGAAGUUACAAAUACAGCUUUGGAUAUUACUAAUGGUGAACAAAAGGUGAAUCUUGCUUCUACUUCUUCGAACCCGUUCGUUGGUCUUGCUUUCAAAUUGGAAGAAGGCCGUUAUGGACAAUUGACGUACAUGCGCAUUUAUCAAGGAUCUUUGAAGAAGGGCUCCUUUAUCACUAAUGUAAAGACUGGUAAGAAGAUUAAGGUUCCUCGUCUAGUGCGUAUGCAUGCCGCUGAUAUGGAAGAUGUGGAUGAACUCGGCGCUGGUGAAAUUGGUGCUAUGUUCGGUGUUGAUUGCUCAAGUGGCGACACUUUCACCGACGGUACUCUUCAAUACACUAUGACGUCUAUGUAUGUUCCCGAACCUGUAAUUUCACUUUCUCUUACUCCUAAAGGUCGUGAAACUGGUAACUUUUCGAAAGCUUUGAACCGUUUCCAAAAGGAAGACCCUACAUUCCGUGUCCAUGUUGACGCCGAGUCGAAGGAAACCAUUAUCUCCGGUAUGGGCGAACUUCAUUUGCAAAUUUAUGUCGAACGUAUGAAGCGUGAAUAUAAUGUUGAUUGUGUUACCGGUAAGCCACGUGUGGCUUUCCGUGAAACUAUUACUGCACCUGCCAAAUUUAACUAUACGCACAAGAAGCAAUCUGGUGGUGCUGGUCAAUUUGGUCGUGUUAUGGGUACUAUUGAGCCUAUGACACGUGAUGAGGAAACUGGAAAGGAUAUUGACUUUGAGAACCGUGUGGUAGGUGGUAACAUUCCUACCAACUUUAUACCCGCUUGUGAAAAGGGCUUCUUGGAUGCACUAGAAAAAGGUCCUUUAAUUGGUCAUCCUGUCAAUGGUGUACGCAUGAUUUUAGAAGACGGUGCUGCUCACGCUGUUGAUUCCAGUGAAUUGGCUUUCCGUACCGCUACAAAGAAUGCUUUCAUCGAAGCUUUCAACAAGGGCCGACCUACUAUCUUGGAACCUAUCAUGAACGUUUCCAUCACUGCGCCUACUGAAUUCCAAGGUUCUGUUAUUGGUGGUAUCAACAAGCGUAAGGGUACUAUUGUGGAUACAGACGUUCGCGAAGAAUAUUUCAAUGUUACAGCAGACGUUCCUCUCAAUGACAUGUUCGGUUACUCAACUGAAUUAAGAUCUGCCACUCAAGGCAAGGGUGAAUUCUCUAUGGAAUAUAAGGAACAUCUUCCUGUACCUACCCACGUUCAAGAAACACUUGUCCAAGAAUACAAGAAGGAAAUGGCCAAGAAAAACAAAUAG